Hemisphaericaspora subhashii is the source of this 2970-nucleotide messenger RNA. RefSeq names its product Fgr27p (gene FGR27). The coding region runs from base 1 to 2970 and encodes 989 amino acids. The transcript has a single exon. The record is from RefSeq and is a predicted model, not a curated record. Gene Ontology annotation, molecular function: DNA binding; DNA-binding transcription factor activity, RNA polymerase II-specific; zinc ion binding. Gene Ontology annotation, biological process: regulation of DNA-templated transcription; DNA-templated transcription. NCBI's taxonomy places the organism in Eukaryota, Fungi, Ascomycota, Pichiomycetes, Serinales, Debaryomycetaceae.
AUGACUGAUAUAAUUAAUACUAAUACUACCAACACUGGUAAUACUAAUACCCUAUCCAAAAAGAGAGUUAGAAGAUUACCACCAGAUAAAAGACAAAAAGUAUCAACUGCAUGUGACUCUUGUAAAAAGAGAAAAUUUAAAUGUUCCGGGGAAAAUCCAUGUCAAUUAUGUACCAAGAAAGGUUUACCAUGCAGUUAUACCAUUAUUGACAAAAGAUCACUUAAGAGUGAACGUAUGGCUCAAUUAAAACAACAACAAAGAGACCAACAUCAUCACCAUGCAAAUCCAUUAGAUUUCAGUAGAACUGAAGAUGAUCAAUAUUCUCAAUCACUGGUAUCCCCUAAUUCAGUUGUUUCUUCCCAAAUUAGUCCUCCAUUUAGAGGUCCAGGUUCAAUUACUCCUUCCUUACAAGACCCCCAACAACAACAGCAACAACAACAACCACAGCAACCUCAACAAUAUCAAAUGGCUUAUAACGUUCCUGCUUAUCCACCACCUGUUGGGGGUCAAAGUUAUCCUCCACAUUCUUACCAGCCACAGCAACAACAGCAACAUGUGCCACCUGCACCUCCGCCUGCGCCACAUCAUCACCAACAGCAACAACAACAAUAUGGACAACAGCCACCACCGUUCCCAUACCCUAACCAAUACCCACCACCACAUCAGCAAGCACCGUAUCAAUCGGGCCCACCACCUCCACCACCUCCAAUGGGAAUGCCUCACGGGUAUGAUUAUAGAAAUCAACAACAACAACCCGGUUUACCUCCUCCCCGUGCUGGUAGUUUGCAACCAAUGAAUCCUCACUAUGCCCAACCAGGCAUGCCACACCCGCCACCACCCCAACAACAACAUGCCAGUGCUAGUUCUAUUGGACAUCAACUCCCACCUCCUCCACCAUCAGGAUUCUCACCACAACUGUAUACCAGUGUAUCUAGCAUGCACGCAACCCCUAGUUCAACAUUACUCCCACCUGGUGAAACCAAACAACAUGGAAUCCUUACUCCUGAAACCACGCCUAAUGAUUCACUGACUAGUCCAAAUCAUUAUAUCCCAAAAUCACUCCAACCAUUGCUUUCAUUCCCCAUAGUUGCAAACCCCGUCGAAACUGAUACUCAAGAAAACGACGACGAAGAAGAGGAAGAGAGUAGUAGCGGUAGUGGGGAUGAUAAUGCUACCAUCAAGAAAGAAAAAGAUUCGAAAUCAGGCGUGUCUAACCAAAUGGGUAGAUCAGUUAUUUUAUUAAAUGACAAAUCUGGUACGUUUCGAUAUAUGGGAGAAACCAGUCCCCUUUCACUCCUUUAUGAGGCCAGAAAUAUAUUUGUUCAAUAUGUAGGCACCACCAAAUUAACCGAAGAUCUUCGUGGUUGUCCCGUGAUUGAUAAACCCCUCCCAAUAAAAUCCCACAUUUCCGUCCAAUUACCCAGUGUUGAACAACGAGAUAUAUAUGUGGAUGAAUUUAGCAGAAACAUAAAUGAUACUUUUUAUAUUUUUGACAUGAAGAAAUUCAGGAUUGAGAUUGUGGAUGCUGUAUAUCAAGACCCUAUGAAUGAGAAGAAUAAAAUCAUGAUGAUAUUGUUAUAUUUCGUCCUAGCUAUCGGGGCGACCUAUUCUGAUUUCGCUCAGGGGAAACCGGCUGCCAUAACGGGUGCGGCAUAUUUCGAAAGUGGAUUGAAUUUAUUGAGGGAUGUGGUUGAGGAUUCGGAAAUGUGGGUGGUAAUUGCUCAUUAUUUGCAAUUUCAUUAUUAUCAGGCGAUAUUGAAGAAGAGUACGGCUUGGAUUCAUUUGAAUUUGGCGAUUAAAUAUGCUCAAUCAUUGGGAUUACAUCGAAGUUUUGUAAAUGAACAAUUUUCAAAAAUGUCGGAAGAGACUGAAUAUAGGAAACGGUUAUUUAGGAGUUUGUAUACUUCUGAUAGAAUUUCACUGACUUUUAUUGGAAGACCAUUGACUAUAAAUGAUUAUGAUUGGGAUGAUCCUUGUCGUAUGGUGAAUCCGAACCCAAGUAUGGAAUUGUUUCCAACUUCUAGAAUGGAUUUUGAUUAUAAUGCAAGGUGUCAAAUUGAAUUAAGUAAAAUAUGUACCAUGAUUGGGAAAAUCGUUAGUAAUUUCUAUCGUGACAGAAUUAUUGAUCUUAAUCGUACCAAGAAACUAAUUAUUGAUUUGAGAUUAUGGUCCAAGAAUCUUGAUCCUCAAUUAUCGUUAGAUAAUAUAUUAAAACCAGAUGAUAUACCGAAUAAUACCCAUGGAGAAAAUACUCAAAUCUUAUUAAUGACUCAUUUAUUACAAUUAUAUUCAAUCAUGUUAUUAAGUCGUCCAUUCUUUAUGUAUAAUGCAGUCACACUUAUAAAUUCCGAUUUAGCAAAAUCAAAAAUCCAAGAUGAAAAACUCACACAAGAAUUCUGUCAUGCUGCUACAAAAUCAUCAAUCCUUGCUGUGAAAUUAAUGAAUCAUUAUAUGAAUACCGCAUUUAAACAAACUAAACGAAUGGAAUGUUAUAUUAUCAUAACUUGUUGUUUCUAUUCUUCAAUUGUCAUCGGUGUAACAAUCUUAAGUGGAGGCUUUGAACAAGAAGGAUAUACCGAAAAUGAUUUGGUAGAUUUGUUACGUAAUACCGAAUAUAUCUUAAAUCAUUAUUCAAAAUGCAACAAAGGUGCAGAAAGGUAUGCAGAAAUAACUCAUGAUAUGAUAAAUGCAUUAGUCAAUCGUCACAACAAGCCUAAAUUAGAAGACUCCAGAGAGGAUAGUAUUAUGCCCAAGAGUGAUUCGGAUGAAGAUAUUGAUUAUCGAUUAUUAAAUGAUUUUAAUUUCUUGGAUGAUCCUAAUGAUAAUUUACAAAGCUUGAUUGAAUUUCAACAAUUCUUUGUCGCUCAAGAUAUUGCAAGUACUCUGUCGGGUGGUAGUGGUAGUGGUGAUGGAACAAGUAUGCCAUAUGAUUAUGGGAAUUAUGAAUUGUUUUUCGGUGAUAAGUAUUAG